AUGGCGCACUCCUCUGCCACAGCAGACCUGAGCGUCGCCAACCUCUUCACCUUCAAGAAUCAUGUCGUCUUGAUCACAGGCGGCGCCACUGGUCUUGGAGAAAUGGCCGCCCAAGCAUUCGUUCAAAACGGCGCCAAAGUCAUCAUCGCGAGCCGAAAACAAAGUGAACUCGAGAAGACGGCCGCAAGACUGAACAAGCUCGGACCUGGCUCGUGCGAUUAUGUUGCCGCCGAUCUCAAGGACAAGGCGGGAUGCAAAGACCUUUGCGAUCAGGUCAAGAAGAAGACUGAUCGAUUGACUGUGUUGUUGAACAAUUCGGGUGCCACUUGGGGAGCAUCUUACGACGACUUCCCAGAGUCCGGAUGGGAUAAGAUAUAUUCACUCAACGUGAAGGCGAUAUUCUACACAACUGCCUAUCUUCACGACAUUCUCGCCAAAGGUGCUACAGCGGAUCAACCCAGCCGCGUGAUCAAUAUUUCCUCCAUGGCUGGUAUCAUGACUUCGGAUGUGACAGCAGGUCCCGAAGGAGGUCUUGCUGCUCCUGGUACCGGCACAUUCUCCUACGGUCCGAGCAAAGCCGCUUGUAUACAUCUGAGUAAGAUGCAAGCCUCGAAACUCAUGCCUCACCACGUCACAGUCAAUGCAAUCUGCCCUGGCGUCUUCCCAUCGAGAAUGACAGCCUUUGGCAUGACAGAGGCAAUGGACACAUUGGUAUCUGGUCAGCCUUCGGGACGUGUCGGCAAACCAGAGGACUUUGCAGGUCUGGUCCUGUUCUUGAGUAGCUCCGGAGCAGCACACGUUACUGGCAAUGCGAUCGAGAUCGAUGGGGGUAGUGUAUUGAGUGGCUUCAAAUCCAAGAAGAAGAAUGAGAGUCGGUUGUAG
Recurvomyces mirabilis is the source of this 882-nucleotide messenger RNA. RefSeq lists its product as uncharacterized. The transcript is spliced from 3 exons. The coding region runs from base 1 to 882 and encodes 293 amino acids. NCBI's taxonomy places the organism in Eukaryota, Fungi, Ascomycota, Dothideomycetes, Mycosphaerellales, Teratosphaeriaceae. The record is from RefSeq and is a predicted model, not a curated record.